CAGCAAACAAAUGAUCCCAUAAAAAGAGGAAACCUGUGUGGGAGAAAAAAAAGAAUAACUCUGGGCACACAGCACAGUCGAGGUCCACAGAUCCCCACAAAUACAAUCACUUUUGUCACACGCAAGCAAAGGCAAUACCGAAGACUACUGAGCGUAAAGAUGCCACUUUCAAGCAGCUCCACGUCCUCAUCAAAGAGCAUCCGCAGAGCAGCAUCCGAGCUGGAGAGGUCUGAUUCCAUCACGUCUCCGAGGUUCUUAGGUAGACGCCAAAGCUUGAUCGAGGACGCGCGGAAGGAGAGGGAAGCCGCCGCCGCCGCUGCUGAAGCUGCAGAGGCCAGUGAGCAGAUAGUGUUUGAGGAGGACGAUGGAAAAGCGCUUCUCAACCUCUUCUUCACUUUAAGAACCUCCAAGACACCUGCACUGUCGCGGACUCUCAAAGUCUUUGAGACAUUCGAAGCCAAGAUUCACCACCUGGAGACGCGACCGUGCCGGAAGCUCAAGGACAGUCUGGGAGGCCUGGAGUACUUUGUUCGCUUUGAGGUUCACCUCUCAGACGUCAACACCCUGAUCAGCUCCAUCAAGAGGAAUGCGGAGGAUGUGAAAACCACCAAAGAAGUCAAAUUUCACUGGUUCCCAAAGAGAAUUGCAGAUUUGGACAAAUGUCACCAUCUGGUCACAAAAUUUGAUCCAGAUUUAGACCAAGAUCAUCCUGGCUACACAGACCCUGUCUACAGGCAGAGGAGGAAAAUGAUUGGAGACAUUGCCUUCAGAUACAGACAUGGGCAGACGAUUCCCCGAGUGGAAUACACCGAGGAGGAGAUCGGCACCUGGCGAGAAGUGUAUUCCACCCUGCGGGACUUGUACACCACCCAUGCCUGCAGUGAAUACCUCGAGGCCUUUCGUCUGCUGGAGAGGCAUUGUGGGUACAGUCCAGACAACAUUCCCCAGUUGGAAGACGUGUCACGCUUCCUCAAAGAGCGGACAGGCUUUCUGCUGCGUCCGGUGGCUGGUUUGCUCUCAGCCAGAGACUUUCUGGCCAGUCUGGCUUUCCGGGUGUUCCAGUGCACCCAGUACAUCCGACACGCCUCCUCCCCUAUGCACUCCCCAGAACCUGACUGCGUCCAUGAGCUGCUGGGCCACGUCCCCAUGCUGGCCGAUCGCACUUUUGCCCAGUUUUCUCAGAACCUUGGACUGGCAUCACUGGGGGCUUCAGAUGAGGAUAUUGAGAAACUGUCCACACUGUACUGGUUCACAGUAGAGUAUGGCUUAUGUAAGCAAAACGGUGAGGUGAGGGCUUAUGGGGCUGGACUGCUGUCCUCUUAUGGAGAACUUGUGCACUCUUUGUCUGACGAACCAGAGACGAGGGAGUUUGAGCCAGAGGCCGCGGCAGUGCAGCCCUAUCAAGACCAGACGUACCAGCCGGUCUACUUCAUCUCCGAGAGUUUCUCAGAUGCCAAGGAGAAAUUCAGGGCCUACGUGGCUGGCAUCAAGCGUCCUUUCUCGGUCAGGUUUGAUCCCUACACCAGCAGUAUCGAAGUCCUGGACAACCCGCUAAAGAUCCAGGGAGGCCUGGAAGGUUUGAAGGACGAGCUGAAGGUGCUGACAGACGCCCUCAGCGUUCUGUCGUGAUGAAGCCCUCGUCGUCAGUGACCGUCCUCGCCAUUUGUUGCUUCCUCUCCGCUGAGCUCUGCGCUGUCCGACGUGUCACCAGACCAAUGUGUUCAUCUUUCUGUGCUGUACUUCCGGUAUGACGCUGAGUUUCUGCUUCUUGUGGCCACCUGGUUGGCCGACAAGGCUGCAACCAUUAAAAACUUCAAAAUGCAGCACCGGCAAACAAAAAAAAAGAAGCUUCAAAGAUGUUUUAAACGCCUCCGGGUUUGUUUGUGAAAUGAUGAUGAAGCGAAAUGUGUCAAAAUUGGAACCAAAAUCCAAGAAGGAACUGUGAUUAUGAAUGUAUUAAAAAAAUAUUAUGGUAUUGUAAAAUCAAAUAAUCCUAAUGAGGUGUAUUAAGGUGUAUAUUUUAAUCAUUUAUUUUAUUUAAGAAAAAAAAUAUCUAAAAGCUAUGUUGAAGGCUUUAUUUUCCAGAUAAUUUGGUUUUAUGCUGUCUUGCAGUGUAUUUUAUGCUGUUUUUGUCCUGCAGUGUAAAUGCAUAAUAAAAAUAAAGAAACACUAAAGCAUCA
Acanthochromis polyacanthus (spiny chromis) is the source of this 2180-nucleotide messenger RNA. RefSeq names its product tyrosine hydroxylase (gene th). The record is from RefSeq and is a predicted model, not a curated record. NCBI's taxonomy places the organism in Eukaryota, Metazoa, Chordata, Actinopteri, Pomacentridae. Bases 160 to 1629 code for a protein of 489 amino acids. The transcript is spliced from 13 exons. Gene Ontology annotation, cellular component: axon; perikaryon; cytoplasm. Gene Ontology annotation, molecular function: tyrosine 3-monooxygenase activity; iron ion binding. Gene Ontology annotation, biological process: dopamine biosynthetic process from tyrosine.